CACUACAUGUCCCAAAUGCCUCGUCCCCCGAAGCGCCCCCCUGCGGCCAGGUCAACACAGCAGCAGUACCCAUCUACUGCGUACAUCCACUCUUACGAGGCAUCUCUGACGUGCCCAGAGUCCAGCUCACAGACAGAAACAGGAGGAUUGAUCAGGUAUGCGGGCGAGGUGCAGGGUGAUUAUGAGAUCUGGGCAGACAGACAUGAUAUAAUACAUCUUUUGCCCUCACUGCCAAACACAACUUCCCUAGUUUCCCCGCCUUCGCCUACCCUGUCCUCAUCCUCGUCGUCAUGGUCACUUCCUUCUGAUACUGAAGAAAUCUGGUACCUGUCUGAUCCAGAGGAGAUUGAGGUUUACAAAAAUGAAAAGAAGAAAAAGUGGAUGGAGGCUUUGAGGCAGGAGAGGUUGAGGGAGAGGGAAAGAGAGGAUCUGGAGGCUGGGAAGGUCGAAAAGGCUGGGCAUGUAGAUGGGAGAUGGGAUCCUGACGAAGAGCCUCCGACUCAGAUCCGCACACUCAUGUCACAUACUGCAACCUCCAUUUUUUCUUCUCCGAAUCCUUCCCUUCUCGAGAUGCGCAUUCUCACCCACCAUUCUACCGACGAGCGCUUUGCGUUUCUAAGGGGCAGGUGGAGGAAUGCAUGGGAAAAGGUAAAAGGGAAUAUUAAAGGGGAGAAGGAGAAUAAGAGAAGGUUAGAAGAGAAGGAGAGAGGUCUAGGAGGGUUGGGGGGAUAUGAAAGUGAUAGUGAAGAAAGUGGAGAGGAGGAAGAGCCAUCUAUUCCGCCAGAAGACGACGGUAUCCCGCCGCCGCCACCAGACGUAGACGAUACAGUACCACCACCGCCACCGCUACCUGUGGAAGAGAGCGAGUCAGGAACCUUUCCUCCUCCCCAACCGCAGCCUUCUACGGAAGAAGAUCAAGAAGAGGAGAAAAAGCGGCAGCGGAGAUUAAGGGUCGAAGAGUGGAAAAAGCAACGAGUAUCAGGAUGAGAAUUUCCAUGAAUAGACAUGCGAUGGAGAGGUUCUACAUGCUCACUUUGGUCCCUAUAAGAAUGAAAAUGUAC
Molecule: messenger RNA, 1061 nt
Organism: Cryptococcus deneoformans JEC21
Lineage: Eukaryota; Fungi; Basidiomycota; Tremellomycetes; Tremellales; Cryptococcaceae
Exons: 3
Coding region: 7-987 (326 amino acids)
Source: RefSeq, a predicted model, not a curated record